UUGCAGUAUUUGGUGCUGCGUACUUCACACGGACACCGCUCAUUUAAACCAAACAUUGCACGUAAUAUCCACCGAAGGGGUUUUAUGCCCGUAUAAUUACAUACAAGUUCAAACCCAGAGUUAGUUUAAAUCUUAAAUGUUGUUUUACCUCUUCUAGUUCACCGUUAGCUUAGCUUCCUAAAGAAGAGGCUCUUGUUAUUUGACACUGUGGAGUCCAACAUGGAGGACAUGUACAUCAAACCAGGUAACCAGGAGCGAGGUUGGAACGACCCCCCUCAGUUCUCAUACGGCCUUCAGAUGGCCCGUGGACCACAGAGGAACCUCCUGAACAAGAGAGCAGCUCCGCCCUCAGGUGCGGGAGCCCCACCCUCGACCCCCCCUUCCGCCAAUCCCCUGGCUCCACCUCCAAGUGGCCCACCCCCUCUACACCCAGCUCGUCCUCCUCCUGGCUCUACAGUCAUGCCCCCUACUCCUCUAGGACCAGGUAGAAGUCAAAAAGAGGCCGACAGCAGCCAGUCAGAGAGUGAGCCUGAUGUAGAUGGUGUGAUGUCGGUGUUGAGCCAAGCACUCGCUGCCUGCAGACAAGCUGUUAAGGAUCAGGUGUGUAAUGACGUAGCCAAAAGGCUCCACCUCCUGGAGGACAGCUGGAGGUCAGGUAGACUGAGCCUAUCUGUCAGGAGACGCAUGACCGCGCUGUCUCUGGAUUUACAGGCAGGUCACUGGGACUCAGCUGAUGAGAUCCAUCGCUCCCUGAUGGUCGAUCAUGUGACUGAAGUCAGCCAAUGGAUGGUCGGCGUUAAACGACUCAUCGCUGAAACCCGAAAACUUAGUCCAGAACUUUUAGAACCACUUCUGAAACCUGCAGAACCAGGGCAGGAUUCAGUAGAACCAGACCAGGAAGCUGUAGAACCAGACCAGGAAGCUGCAGAACCAGUCAAAGACUCGACAAAACAAGUCCAGGACCCAACAGAACCAGUCCUGAAUCCAGUCGCUGAGUCCUGACUCUAUUCAUCCUGCAGGCAUCGGCUGAUAUCUUUCUGCUCUUGUCAAACUUUGACUCUUUUAACUAAAACCAAGGUGUGAUCCUACAAAAAUUCUCACAUUUAUAUUCAGACUACAGCAAGGGGACAAAGGUCAGAACAGCAGCAGCAGGUAGGGGGUCAAUAAGAUUUCAAACUGUCAGGUUACUCCUCAGUGGAGUGGUGGAGAGUUGAAAGUGAGGUGAAGAUGCAAGCCCUUUUUUUACACAGAGAUACUGCAGCACUGCUAAAAAGAAGCCUCCUCAUUAAGACAGCUUUUCUUUUUACACUCAACCACAAUGGCGGUACUGGUGCAAACCCAGAGAUUCUACCGUUGCUAUGGUUAUUAACGUUGAAAACAGUAUUCGAAAUAAGACAGUGUUGUAUUGUCUGCACGGAAAAAGAGGCACAAGACUGAUGAAGAGAGCAAGAAAUGCUCCUUUUCUACAGUUUAGUUGUCUCAAAACCUGUGCAAAUAAAUUGCAUAAAUGCAGACCUCUGUACAUGUAGCUGUGAUGAGUGGAAGACUUACCCCAUACACUCAAAACUGCUCAAGACCCGCUUGCACGCCAAGGUGAUUUUCGAGACUUUCAAGGCGGGGACAGUCUCUUGUGUCUAAUUAGACUCAUGAUAACAAUAAUAGCAUGUAUGAGUGAAUGAGCUGGUCCCCCAUACAUGCUUCAAUUCAGGUUCAUUUUAUUUUGGGUUCCUAGUAGAGCAGGUUUACAUGCUUUAAUGCUCAAAAACACGAGUUUUCUCAUACUGUCCAGUUUAGCAGUACUGCAUUCUUCUUCUGCCUGAAACACUCUGUUUUAGCUCCUGUCACUUUAAGCUCCCCCCCUUCUGAAUACCCAGUCUUCCCUGAUUGGUCAGCUCACACAUGCCUGAGGCAGCACCACUCACUGUGUCUCAGGCCCAGUGAGUUUCUUCUGUGGGAUAAAGGAGCUUCUUUUGGCAUAGACUUUGAUCCUUUUGAUUUUCUUUUACAUGUAUGAGAACCCAUAACACAUUGAAGCAAAGGAAAGAAACAAAGCAUAUUAGGUCUAUUUAAUGCUGCCUCAGUGUGUGAUUUAUUAUUAUUUUUUAGAUGGCAUGUCAGCGUGAUAUGGCACACAACAGCACUUGAUUUGUCUGAGGGGGGGCCACAGUGUCAGACUAUGAAAAUCUCCACAUUAGUCUCUAGAAUCUACUUCACAGCACAGUAGUAACCAUCCUGAGCCAUGACCCUUGUAUGUGGCCUGUUUCUGGACAUUUUCACCAAUCACAGCAGAGCAGAUGCAUUAAUGGUUAACCUCAGUUUAAGAUGGUGACAGUGUGAUUCAUGAACACGUUUAAGAUUCUGAAAUGGGAAUAAAUCUCUUCUUUCUAUAAUGCAACCUC
Messenger RNA from Acanthopagrus latus (yellowfin seabream), 2399 nucleotides. It is a transcript of the gene sra1, whose product is annotated as steroid receptor RNA activator 1. The transcript has 6 exons. The coding region runs from base 220 to 1002 and encodes 260 amino acids. The record is from RefSeq and is a predicted model, not a curated record. Gene Ontology annotation, cellular component: nucleus. Gene Ontology annotation, biological process: regulation of transcription by RNA polymerase II. Lineage: Eukaryota; Metazoa; Chordata; Actinopteri; Spariformes; Sparidae.